Molecule: messenger RNA, 1641 nt
Organism: Aspergillus tanneri
Lineage: Eukaryota; Fungi; Ascomycota; Eurotiomycetes; Eurotiales; Aspergillaceae
Exons: 3
Coding region: 1-1641 (546 amino acids)
Molecular function (GO): protein binding
Source: RefSeq, a predicted model, not a curated record
AUGCCAUCGCGUGUCUGCCGUGCACCGGGUGAGCCGGACUGGGCCAAAUGGGAUUACACGGGGUGCCAGCCGGACCUGGAUAUCGAUGAGAUAGACCUGGAUUAUUGUUCUCAAAACGGCUGUGGCGUCGUUGUCCGUUAUCCCAAAGAGGAGAACGAUGUGAUCCGGGAUGCUGACUAUGUCCCCAGAGAGGAAGACACUGUGCCAUAUGAAUAUGGCUCUGAUCACGAAUCCAUGGAUGCCGUGAGCCUUGGGGAAGAUAGCGGACCGAAUGAUGAAGGCGAUGGCAAGAGGGCAGAGGAAGAAGACCAGUGGUAUCGUGACUGGCUCUUGUCAAGCGGAAACCCGCAGAGCUUGCUGCCCGGAGAGCCCGCCUGGACUCCUCCCGUCCACAGGGAUCGCCGCAACGAAGUUAUUUUCCCGCUGACUUCGGGUCAGCUCCCCGAGGGAUAUAGCAUAGAACAACUAGAACAUCUUGCCGGCCCAACCUGUGCUGACGCGCAUGCAUAUUCUGGGCAUAGAAUCUCUAUGGAGGCGAUGAGAGGUUGUCGAACCGCACAGUUUCUGGUUCACAAGGAGGCCUCUGAGGCAGACUGGCAGCCUGACGGCCUAGACGAGGAUUGGGAGCUCUCCGGAGAUUGGUUUCUCUCGGGCCUCAGUGAUGGAACAGGAUCGCGCGAUACGGAGCCUGCGGAUGUGUCUCCUCCUCGAGGCGGGCUUGACCAGAUCGAUGCUGAUAAUAUCAAUUUUGAUCCACAAGAUAUGGAUUCCGAUUCCAUCGCUAUGCCCUUUCAUCCCUGGUGUUUUGACAUUUUCUGCCGCCUAUCAAAGGUCCGCUUCAACCACGUCAACGUCUCCGGCCUGAUGAAAUGGCGCAAUACAGAAUUCUCCUCAGAUGACUUCGAUGCGUUCCCUCGCAACAGGGACGUGCUCGAGGCGCAGCAGCAGUGGUGGUGCCACAACCACGGCCACGAGUACCUGGUAGCAAACCCGCUCUAUGUGCCCAAUUUAGAUUCUCUUCUUCUCGCUACCGUCCACGAAGAGGAAGAUCAUUUCUCUCCACACAUUGGGGCAUUCGAUCUGUCCAGGCGCGUUAAGCACACAGAAAUUCUCACAGAUCAAGCCCGCCCGGCCGAUUUCUUAGCAUCACUCCCCUUGGAACUGCGACUCUACAUUGUCGGCUUUCUCGGCUCGCGGGAUAUUGCAAACCUCAGACUUGCUUCCCGCACUUUUGAACAGCUCCCCGUCGGCCUCUGGUACCGUCUGGUUCGCGAUGAGAUGCCCUGGCUUUGGGAAGCAUGGGAUGAGACCGAAUGUGCUCAUGUCCCUUCCAUCUGGACAACUGUAACUGCAACUGAUGUCCAGUUAUUCGUCAAGAAAAGGCAACAUUACGCCAGCGUGUUAAGUGACGAGUAUCAGGGGGGCAAUAUUGAAGAUUACCUCGAUCUCCUGGUGCCGAUGCCAAUGACGACCCCGCGCCAACUCAUAUUACCCAGAGCAAGAACAAAUUGGUAUCAGGUUUAUACACAAAUCAAACGCAACUGGAGCCAGCUGAAGGGAUUGCAGAAUCGGCAACGUAUUUGGACAGAUGUGGAGGAGAUCAUUGCGCGGAUUAUAAAAUACUCGUACACAGUAGACUAG